Pocillopora verrucosa is the source of this 10364-nucleotide messenger RNA. NCBI's taxonomy places the organism in Eukaryota, Metazoa, Cnidaria, Anthozoa, Scleractinia, Pocilloporidae. The record is from RefSeq and is a predicted model, not a curated record.
CUUGGAUCGGUGAUGAUCACGUGAAACCAGUCAACAUUUGUUAAUCGAAGGAGGUCUCCAUUCCACAUCCAGACUAGACAUUUCAUAAAUCGUGGGAAGUUGGUUUGGGCUACUUCAUCCAUUUUAUACAAGGUUGGAUGAAGCUGUAGCAGUUUAUAUUAUUAUCGAUGUUCUUUCUCUUCAGAACGAUUGCAACAGAUGGACUAAAAGUGUAGGAGACUGAAGUCGCAAAGAUGGAUGAUGACUUCAAUUUGAUUCAACCAUCGCUGAUCCAACAGUUGAGGACCAUUCUAGAUCAGUAUCCAGAUGAUGGACAGAUUUUGAAGGAACUCAUUCAAAAUGCGGAGGAUGCAAAUGCCAGACACGUAAAGUUUUUACAUGACAAAAACAGUUAUGGAACUGAACAUCUAUUUGAUGAGAAGCUCGCACAAUUUCAGGGUCCAGCACUUUUCUCCUACAACGAUGCAAAGUUUAGGAAAGAGGACUGGAAAGGUAUACGACUUGUUAGCGCUAGUAUCAAAGUGGAAGACCCCAUGAAAGUUGGUCGAUUCGGCUUGGGUUUUAAGUCUGUACUGCAUAUGACAGAUUUACCAAGUGUGCUUAGCGCUGAAAAAAUUGGAUUUAUUGACCCCCAUGGAAUUUACUUUUCUGAUAAACGGAAUAGAAGAACCGGUAGAUGUUGGAGACUUGAUGAAGACUGUCCGGAGAUGAACAACAUACCCGAUCAGUUCCUUCCUUUCAAAGGAAUCUUCGACUGUAAGGAAGAAGUGUUUUCCAACGGUUAUUAUGAUGGCACCUUGUUCCGUUUUCCCCUGAGGACCACACCUUCUGAUUUAUCAAAUACACUCUACACCGAGGAGAAAAUGGAUACUUUGUUUGAAAGUUUUGAGGCUGAUGCUCACAUGGUCCUUCUCUUUCUUCAACACUUGGAAUCAAUUGAACUUUAUGUUCGAGAAGAGUCACAAGCCAGUCCUAGAAGAUCCUUUCAGGUUAGAGUUGCUGACAAUAAAUUGGAAUUAGUUCGCUCUAAGAGGAAAGAGUUUCUCGGAAAGAUCAGGCCUGGGGAACUGAUGCCCCACUCUGUUGUAGUGACGUAUCCAAUCACUAUAGAGACAAUCAAGUUCGGAACAUCUCAUGAAACGGACCAUCUGCAGCAGUACUCCUUUCUUGUCACCAACUACUUUUGUGGAGGAGAAGUUUCAUCGAAAUUCAAACGGUUGAUGACAGAUAAAGAGCUAAACUAUCUACCCAUAGUGGGUGUUGCCAUGCCAUUACCUAAUCAUCCUGAAAUGCAGACGCCAGAUAUCAAGGGCCACGUGUUUUGUUUCUUGCCAUUACCAGUCCCGACGAGGAGCCUGACUGGUUUGCCAGUACACAUAAAUGGCUUCUUCGCUUUGAGUCAAAACAGGCGUUAUAUUAAGUCUCCUGAUGCAGACCAAGAAGAGCGAGAAAGGAAGGGUCGGCGGAAACUGACAAACAAGUCACUGCUGUGGAAUAGUUGUCUCCUGGAGGAGGCUACACCCAGGGCAUAUGCCACCCUGAUUUUGCAAGCAAUAAAAUGGGAAUCGUGUUUUCUACCAAGAGCAUCAAUUUACAAAGCGUGGCCCAACAUUACUUGCAUUGACCCGAAGUGGAAGAAACUCGUGAAUCCGUUUUUCAGCACACUUUUACAGCACAAUGCUGUUUACACCGAUGCAGGUUCUGGACGCUGGAUUACAGUGAGAGAAGCGGUUUUCGACCAACUCGAUCAAAAUGAAACCAAAGAAGUGCUUCUUCGAGUGUUGCUGGCUGCUGAUGUGCCCAUUGUUUCUGUACCUAAACAUGUUAUAGGGGCUAUUACUCGCUAUACCUCUGUCAAGAAAGUCAACCCUUGCCUCGUGAGAUCGAGCAUGAGGGAAAUUCCGCCAUGUUACAAGAAUCUUAAUAGGCAUGAAAAGCUUUUGCUGCUUAAUUUUUGUCUUGAGGAUGGCAAAUUUGACUCACUCUGUGAUCUGGAGCUCUUGCCCCUCUCCGAUGGGAAAUUCAUCAAAUUCACCAGUCAAUCCAAACCCGUGUAUAUCUGCUCAGUGGAACAUCCUCGAGAACUUUUUCCUGGACUACAAGAUCGUUUCUUGGAUGAAACGAUUGAUGAGACAAUCACUCAGAGGCUUCUAUCUGUGGGAAAGCAAGGGUCUACACAGUUACGGAUACUCCAUAAAUAUGAUGUAAAAGCUCUUCUUCCACAAGCACUGCCGUUCGAGUGGAGCAAGGGAAACACCGUCUCGUGGUAUCCUGAAGAUCAAAAUUAUAAACAUCCACCCAAAGAGUGGAUCGGGCGCGUGUGGAGAUAUCUGCAAAUUAAUUUUGCAAAUGCAGGCGAUGUUCUCAGUCUCGGGGAACUACCGCUGAUUCCGCUAAGCAUUUCAAAGACACCAGUCACCUUAGCGCGACUUUGUGAACCUUCCAGAGUAGUAGUCAAACAGAUUUAUGGUCAUUACCUAGACAAUGGUGUAUCAGAUAUUCUCAUCAAGCUUGGUGUGCUCAUCAUGAUCGAUUAUCCCUCUUUCAUUGGCAACCACCCAGCUGUCUUAGGAAGGUUUGUAUAUCCGCCAUCCGUCGAAGGUGUUUUGAAAGCAAUGGUGGUUUCCUCGACUAUGAUGACUAGUGGAAAACUGCCCGAAAUUGUACGUACAGUACUUUCCACCAGGGAAAAACAACUCCUUAGAUCAUUCUUGGUCGACAUCAAAGGCACGCAAGUGGGUCAAGCGGAGUAUGGUGUUCUGUGCUGUCUACCAGUUUUUGAGACUUUAGCGAAGAAAUUCGUGUCAGCAAAGGAUGGUCUGUGUGCUGCACCCCCUGAGCCCCUUCCAAUUACAAUUAGAAGAGACCUCGUCGAUGUUUCUCAACAAGAUUCAAUGGCGUUUGCACUUCUUCUAGGAAUUAAGAUUCUAACGCCCGUGGAACUGCUUUGUCAAGUUGUAUUUCCAGAUAUCAAGCGGGGAUGCUACUCGGAAGAACAAAUUGACAAGUUGAUGGAGCAUGUGUUGGAUCGUUAUGUAAGCGCUAUUCGCAAGAAUGCUUAUUUCAAGAGAAAUUUGCAGGACUUGGCUUUCGUUUCCAGGCAAAAAGGGCGAGCAAGGCCUUGUGAGCUCUUUGACCCUAGAAACGCCAUUGUUAAAACUCUGUUCGUCCAUGAGGAUGUUUUCCCUUCCCAUACAUACAGUAGCCCUUCAGUACUUGUGGUUCUUGAAGAACUGGGAAUGAAAGGAGGGAAUGAAAUCACCGCGAAUGACCUUUAUCACAGUGCUCAGAUGAUAAGUAAACUUCCCAACAUUCCAUCAUUAAAGGAGAAAUCUAAAGGAAUUUUGCAGUUUCUCAACGAGGAUCCUCAAAAGAUGCUGGACCUAGUCAGCGGACAACCAUUGGGGAUGCUAUUGAUAACUAUUCCUUGGGUUUCAAGACAAGAACAGCGACCCUAUGAUUACCCUUCCAGCCUUCCAUAUUGGAAAAGAGAAGAAGAAGAAAACAAAAGAUUUUUUAAACCCUUUGAAUUAAAAAGUCACCAAUUUGCAAACCUUAUUGGAACUGUAAUGCCUGUUGUUGACGUGGAUAAAUGCGAAACGAUCAGUCAGUUUUUCGGCUGGCAAGAUGAACCCCCUGUAAACCAAGUAGUCCAGCAUUUAGAAACUGCAGUGAGGUACUACUCAGAGGAGCAGAAACCGUACUAUAUUGUGAUGCUGACCGAAAUAUACAGGUAUCUCGGUGAGCACCACCAUGACGUGCAUGAGGCAUUUGAUGCCACCAACGUCUUUCCUUGGGUAUGGAAUGGAGAUGGAUUCUCCUUACCAAGUCACUUACUUGCUACAAGGCCACCGAUUGAUCUCACACCUUACAUACGUUGUCUUCCUGUGGACUUGAGGCAGCACUGUCGUCUUUUUAAGUACUUUGGUAUGCAGAAGGAAUGCGAUCCAUCUGUUCUGACACAGGUCCUAAGGAUGAUCAAGGUAAAACACGACAGGAGAAGUGUCAUAAGCCCUUCUGAAGUGAAACACGAUCUUCAGCUAUCUGUCAACAUCCUGAACGAAUUGGCGAGUGGGGAGUUAUCUGAGGCGCUUCAUGGAGAUAUCCUGAUACCAACUUAUCAAGAAGAAAACUCCUAUGUCAGCCUUCAGCCCGUAGACAGCUGCAUGUAUGGAGAACAAAAUGACGACGAAGAAAUCGACUACUUUUACGUACACCCAAAUGUCCCAAAUGUAACCGCUGAGCGUCUUGGUGUGCCAAGUAUAACAAACCGACUGCUUGAUGCUGAUGAGCUUGCUAUUGGAGAAGAGUUUGGACAAGGAGAAAAACUUACCACCCGACUCAAUCGCCUACUCGAAGAGUACACGGACGGCUUUUCAGUUCUGAAAGAACUGAUUCAAAACGCCGACGAUGCUGGCGCCACAGAAGUCAAAUUUCUGUAUGACGAGAGAAAGAAUGACGAAGCAAUGACUUGUCUGAUUGACGAGGGAAUGAGGGGUUGCCAAGGCCCUGCGUUGUGGGUUUACAAUGAUGCAACAUUUAAGGAGGAAGACUUUGAGAACAUUACAAAAUUGAACGAAGCAACGAAACAGCACGACACCGAAAAGAUUGGCAGGUUUGGACUGGGCUUCAAUGCAGUAUACAAUUUAACAGAUGUUCCCAUGUUCAUAAGCAGAAACAGCUUUGUGAUUUUUGAUCCACAUACGUCGUAUCUCGGGAAAGCUCUGAAGAACAAAACGAAGCCAGGAAUGAAGAUCAAUGUCAACAAGGAAGUGACGAGGCUUCGUAAAUUUAAAAACCAGUUCAAACCAUUCAAUGGUAUAUUUGGCUGUGAUUUAAAUCUCCAAAAAGAGGACAACUCUUUCAAUGGAACUCUGUUUCGAUUUCCGUUGAGAACAAGUGAGCAGGCCUUGAAAAGUGAGAUAAAGAAACUGACGUAUGACGACUCAGAAAUGCGAGAAUUACUGCGUACGCUAAUUAAAGGAGCCGAAACCUUACUUCUCUUCACACAGAACGUCCUCCGCGUGAGCAUUUUUUCGUUGAACACACCCGAAGUUCAAGACGAAACAGUCAAAUUGAUGUUCAAGAUCACCAAAUCAUUGUCUCAGGAUGGAAUAGUAAGAGCCUUGUCCGUCCCUGUUUCCCUCCCUCCCACCGCGAACAUUUUGAGCUCCGAUGACCAGAAUUUUUUGAAGCAAUGCAGUUUCCUCCAAGCGUCAUCACGAGUUCUUCGAGCAUUUAGAAUGGGACAGGCAAUUGAACUGACAAAGUCCUCUAUGAAGGUUAACGUCCACUGCGUCUUCACGGAAUGCGGUCUACGCUUCUUUAAACCUGAUGUGGCAACCAUUCAUCCCGAAUGUACAACCUGGCUUAUAGUCUCCUCCAUGGGAGACGGACGUGCACUGAAGUUUGCUGAGAAUGAUUUUAGCCUUCUUCCAUCAGGAGGGGUGGCUGUGCAGGUGGCUGCGAACAGCGCCGACAAAUUUGUGCCUGUGCCUGUUUUUAAGAAUGAUGAUGGAAUAGAUGUCAAUGGUACUCUUUUCUGCUACCUUCCUCUUCCUAUCCAUAGUGGCCUUCCAGUACAUGUAAAUGGGGCUUUUGCAUUAGCUGCGAACAGACGCCAUUUACAAGAAAAACUCGAAGGCGACAAAGAUUGUUAUGGGGUUGACUGGAACAAAGCGCUGAUGGUAGAUUCCAUUUGCUCAGCUUAUGUGUGCCUCUUAGAAGAUCUAAAGUCAAUUGCUCCAACUGACGAAUCUUAUAGGUUCCAUUCUUUGUGGCCAAAAGCCGAUGAAGUAUUGCCAAACCUCCGACACCUCACGCAGUCAUUUUACAGGCAGAUAUCUAUGGGAACUCACGCUUUGUUUUCUGAUGGAGAGAACUGGUUUACUGUCAAUGAGGUGGUACUUCUUCAUCCAGUUCUUCGAAACGAUCCUUCGAUUGGCGAUACUUCAUUCAAAGUUUUCCAGCUUUUAAUGAGCAAACGCGCAGUGGUUAUUGAUGUCCCUUUGUCUGUCGUGAAUUCUUUCCAAAGCUGUGGAAGUGGGGAAGUUAUUAACUCAAAGAUCUAUGACAAAAAUAGAUUUUUUCGUCAAGUCUUUUUCCCGAAUAUCUCCGCAGUUCCUUCAGAGAUGAGAGAUAAACUUGUGUUGCAUGCAAUGGAUAACAACUGCGAUGAUUUGGUCAAAACUCAUUCUUGUAUUCCGGCAUCUCCACUUGGAAACUCUCUUAGACGUCCUUCUGAGCUCAUUCACCCAGGCAAAGAUGCUGCUCCCCUCUUUCUACCUGAAGAUGGCAGAUUUCCAUGUGGAAAUGCAGAAACCUUUCUGAAUCCUGGACGACUUGCAAAGCUUGAGCUCUUAGGGAUGGCAUCGGAUUAUCUUCCCUGGCAGGAAAUGGCGGAAAGAGCUGAAAGCAUCAAUAAACUAAACGCUGUAAACAGUAAAGCGGCGGAGGAGAGAGCAAUGGAAUUUGUAAAUUCUCUGGAGAAGAAGAUUAGGCGCAAAGAUGAAACCUAUUCAGACCUCACAAGACAACGAAUACUGGAGGCUCAAUUUCUUCCAGCUCUUAGUAAACCUGUUAACUUUCCUUUACCUUGGAAGACCGAUGAAUAUGAUAAAAAUGAGCUCUUCGCUCCAAAAGAUGUGUUUCUAGAAAGUGAAAAGUAUCGCUUGUGUAGCAUAAAACCGCUCAUCGGGUUGUCUAUCUCUCGAGAUGUUAAAGAGUUUCUCGAGCUUAGCAAAAAACAAGCAAAACUAAACCAUGUUAUUUUGCAACUGAAAGUAGUAAUGUGUUCCGAAUUUGAGUCGUCAAACGCCAAGGCAGUCGAAGAAAUUGACUCAGUAUGUAGAGCAGUCUACUCCUACCUAGAAAAGGCCAUCAGUAAGGGUGAAACCAUCAAAGACUUUCCACAAAACGAGAAAUUUAUUUUAUAUGAAAGAGAGUUUCUUUACCCAAGUCAGGUGGCUUUUCAUCUCAACGAUGACUGCGCACCAUAUCUUUACCAGCUUCCAAAACGGCUGGCAGAAGAUUUUCCCAAGCUACUGAGAGUCUCCGGUGUCAAAGAAUGUUUUGACGAGAAAGAUUUUAUCUUAGCUCUAAGGCAGAUCAAGGAGUUAUUUCCUGAAAACGAACUGGACGAGAAAAACCUUAAAGUAGCAGCACGUCUGGCAGACCAACUUGGAGAGAGACUACAAGCAAGUAGAAGUGACCCCGCUUCAUCGCGAAAAGAGCUAGGAACCAUUUACCUUCCUGACUCGUCGGGAGUGAUGAGGGCGAUAUCCGAGCUUUGCAUUAAGGAUUGUCCAUGGAUGCCUGACGAAGAAGGAGUGCAUUUUGUUCAUGCAAAAAUUCCUUGGCCAACUUGUGAGUUUAUCGGUGUAAAAACUCGAAGAGAUGAAGCUCUGCGGUACCACAUGGUUAGAAUGUCGUUUGGACAGAAAGAGAAACUUACAAAUCGCCUGAAACGCAUACUUCGGUGUUACCCUUGCGAAAGAGAAAUUUUGAAAGAACUUCUUCAAAAUGCAGACGACGCAGAGGCAACCGAGAUUUGUUUUAUAAAGGACCCAAGACACCAUCCAGAUGAAAAGGUGUUUGCGGAUUGUUGGAAACCUCUACAGGGCCCCGCUUUAUGUGUGUAUAACAACAAGCCUUUCACCAAUUCUGAUCUUCAAGGCAUUCAGAAUCUCGGCGAGGGUACUAAGGGUGAAGAUCCAAACAAAACAGGCCAGUACGGGGUGGGCUUCAAUGCUGUUUACCACCUGACUGAUGUGCCGUCCUUUAUGUCCCAGGGAAAGGAGAUUAGCGAUGUUCUGUGUGUAUUUGACCCUCAUUGCAAGUAUGUUCCGGGCGCCACUCCUUCAGAGCCAGGGGGUAUGUUCAACGAUACAGCCAGCCUAAGUAAGAAGUUCCCGGAUGUAUUUCCUUGCUACUUGUUAGAUCACUUUAAGAUUGACAAUGCAACCAUGUUCAGAUUCCCGCUAAGGACCAAAGACAUGGCUCGCGAAUCGGAAAUUUCUUCAAACUCUGUGUCAGUUAAAAAACUUGAUGUUAUGAUGGAAGGGCUUAAAAAAGAAAUGUUUGAGAUUCUGCUCUUUGUGAACAACGUCAGGAAGGUAACCAUUUGUGAGGUUGAUGAAGCAAGUAAAAAUCUAGUGAAUUCCUAUACAGUUGAGGCACAGAUGUCAAAAAAAGAUGAGGCCAAAAGAAAAGCAUUUGCUGAUCACAUCAAACAGAUUUCAAAGUUAUCCAAAGAGAGAGAGGGAAUUGAUCCAAGAAAGAUACCGGUAAAAAAGGUGUCCUACGUCUUGGACAUAAGAGACACUACUGGCAACACGGAAAAGUGGCGAAUUGUGCAAAAGAUCGGUUUUGAAAAAGAUGUAGAAGAAAGUAUCAUUGAUGCCUUUACGAAGCGAGAACUUGGAAUGCUUCCGCGCGGUGGUAUCGCCUGUCUUUUGGAGAAGAAACCUAGUUAUUCUUCUCUAAGAAAAAAGAAAGCUUACUGUUUUCUACCUCUUCCACUUGAAACAAACCUCCCAGUUCACGUUAAUGGCCACUUUGCGUUAGACCACGCGGCAAGAAGAGGUUUGUGGAGAGAUGACGAGAACCGUGGUGGAUAUCGGAGUGACUGGAAUUAUCUUUUGUUGCAAGAUGUCGUCUCGUCAUGCUACAUCACGAUGUUGGUCGAGGUGCGGGAUUUUCUCAAAUUGUCCACCACCCGUGACUCGAACCCUGAAACUGAAAGUGUAAUCCUGAGCAAAAUAAAAGUGUACGAAUCAUUUUUUCCUUGUCAAAUACCUUCUGAUAAGUAUUGGAAGACACUGGUUGAUUCUGUUUAUUAUAAAAUGAACCGGAUGGAAUUAAAGAUUCUGCCCGUCGUUAGAAAGACAUCCCUCGAUUGUUCGUCAAAGAUCACUGGUGAAAGCCCAGCUGCUGAGAUUACUUGGCUUCCACCGACAGGUAUUGGGAAGCAUCAAGCAUUUUUUGACGAUCUUGAAGAAAAAGGGCCCUUUGCGGUAUCGCCUAAGAAGCGUAAAGAGGAGAAUCAAGCAAAAAAACGCAAGCUGUUGAGGGACAUUUUACUCGACAGUGGUUUCAACCUGGUUUUCUUCUCGUUGGCAUUGUAUGAUUCUUUUCAGCGAGCUGGAGUUGCGACCUGCUGCAUUUCUCCUCGUAAGGUAAUUGAUUUCUAUAAAACUUUUAAUUGCGACGAUCGUUUGUGCACGAUUGGACCAAUUCCUUGCGACGUUCAGGAAACAUCACUUAACGGUGCUAUUGGAGUAACCAUUGUGUUGCUGUAUUGCCGCUGUGAUGACAGUUUCCUGAACGAUUUACCAGGUCUCCCACUCCUGCUUACGCAUGACCAGCGUCUCCAAUUGUUUUCGAGCGAAGAUCCCAAAUUCCUCUCACAAUACCGCGAUCUUUUACCAAGGUCUCCGCAAAUUUUCCUUCACGACCUUCUUUAUCGUUGUGUUUUUAACGACACUGACAAAGUUAAACUAACCUCCCUCAAACAUCUGGAUGCCACCUCAUUCGCCGCCAAUCUACCUCAGACUCUACCAAUAGACAUAUAUGGAAGUAGAAGAUUUAUUGAGUGGUACCCAAACCAGAGAGAGAUACCCAACCGAAAAUGGAUAUUCAAGGCCUGGAUAUUUCUGUCCGAGCUUGUCGAGGAUGUUAUCACUAAUGUAGAAGUGAACGAAGAGAGAAAGAUCCAAGAAAUCCGAAAAAUGCUCGAACCUUUGUUCAACUGGUGCAUUCUUCCGGUUAAAGAUUUAACAGACGGAGAUACACCAUUGGUUUCCUUCUCUCACAAAAGGACACCUCCUCCCACCAAACAUUAUCUGUUGCCUCUUAGGCUAGCGGCAUCUGCCUUGGAUUUCGGAAGUGCAGAUUCUUCAAACUCUAAACUUGUUGAUAUCUUGCGAAAGAUUGGCUUGCCUGAACUUAACUUAGGUGUACUUUUACCCACCAGCCUAGAUUUGUUUUUUUCUUCAAAAUCUACUAUUCUCGCUCGCAUGCUGGUGUCGUCUUUGAAGUCACCUGCGUCACUUCUUACUUCACUCGAUCAUAAGAUGGUUUCAGAGCCGCAGUCAUUGGACGGAAGACUGAAUACUUCGGAAUGUAUUACCAUCCUGGAAUAUUUUAGCAAAAGUCUGAAAUGCUUGGGAGGAAACGAGAGGGAAACCUUGAGAAGACUUUCUUUUUAUCCUGCAACCCAUGGUGGAUUAAUAAGACUCAGUGAUCGGAAGAUUUGUGUUCUACCAACUGAAAUACCACGGGACGAAAUUGAUGUAAUAGAGAGUGAGCUAGACAUCGUUUUUCUGGAAUCCCAGAAAACAAAGAAGGAAGAGAAUCUCACCUGA